Molecule: messenger RNA, 905 nt
Organism: Pantherophis guttatus
Lineage: Eukaryota; Metazoa; Chordata; Lepidosauria; Squamata; Colubridae
Gene: CMTM5
Product: CKLF like MARVEL transmembrane domain containing 5
Cellular component (GO): membrane
Source: RefSeq, a predicted model, not a curated record
GUUAGCGGCGGGACAAUCGGACGCUUGUUCUCCGGCGCUGGUCGCCUCCUGGCCCGGCCGGACAAAUCCUUCUUUGUCCGCUUCGGGAUGCCAGGGCGAAAAGGACGCGGGGAGGCCGACGAGGCUGCUUCGGGGCGGCGGUGCGGAGUCCUCCCCAGCUAGCCCGAAGCUCCCCGAGACGGCAGGAUGGGCGAGCGGGAGCCGGCGGGCGGCGAGGCUGGGGGCUUCGCGCUGGACAAGGAGUUUCUCCGCUCCCCCAAAGGGGUGGUGAUGGGGGCCGAGCUGGGUCUUUGUUUCCUGGUUUUCUUACUGCUCACGGCUUCCGUUUCGGCCUACAUGGGCGCUGCCUUGCUGGAGGUGUUGGUAACCCUGACUUUCCUCGGUUUGCGAGCCACGUACUAUCAUGAACGCCUGACCUGGGUCAACUGGCCCUGCCUGGAUUUCCUUCGGUGCGUCAGCGCGGCCAGCAUCUUCAUCGUGGUGGGCUUCGCCGUCAUUGCCACCAACCACGAGGGAUCGGCCGUGUCGGCCUUUGUUUUCAGUCUUAUUCUAAUUGGAAUUUUCUGCUUGGACGCCUACAAAACCUACCAAGCGGAGAUGGGAUCGGAAGAAGACCCGGAACAUCAGUGAAUUAGCACGCUCAAGUGUCCCUUCAGUGGUGAAAACUCCAUCUUAGAUUUCCAGCUUCUGUAUCUGCAUAUAGUCUUGGAGCUGACUCCCGUCUUUCCUGGAGAAUCCGGAUCCACAAUAUUAGAUUAUUUCCAGAUUUAACUUGCCGGAAAGACAAGAUUAAAAUUGUUUCGGAUGCAAUACAAUAGGCCUCACGUUCCCAGCAACUGCAUACACGUGCAUGAAGAAGUAAACAUAGAUGUCUUUUACUACUAAACAUAUCUAUACUACUAAAA